AUACUGUUUACAACCAUGGCUCAGUUAGCUACUAUUUUGUCGGUAUUUGCGAUAUCUUACAUUUCUUUAAUAAUUGUAAGCAGUGGCGAGAUUCCAAAAACGUACGACGAGUUAUACAACAGCGGCAUCGAGGCGUAUACAUCAGAAGACUGGUAUGGGACCAUCGACAGUUUAGAAAAAGCUAUCGCCGAAUUUAAAUUCUAUCGCUCUAGUCUGGCAACUUGCCGUCUGAGGUGCAACAAUGUUACCAGUCAGUUUGAAGACGGCUAUUUAGAACAAUUCGAUGAUCUUUUUUUCUUCGAUCGCGUUCUGAGAAAAGCAGAAUGUUUGACGAGAUGCAAGGACAAGUAUUUGGGUCAUAGACCUGAGCGAAUCAGUCAAGAAAUCACCAAUGACUUCGUGCUCAACGUUCCUUACAGUUAUCUGCAAAUGGCAUAUUAUAAGACUGACCAAAUGGAAAAGGCUGCAUCUGCUGCUUAUACAUUCCUGCUAGCCAAUCCUGAUGAUGUAAUGAUGAACAGUAACAUGGAUUGGUACCAGGCUAAUUCCGGAAUAGAGAACCUAGUUAUGGAAGACAUGGAGGCUAAGCCGCAUCAGCUAGUUGGUGAACCAGAUAAAGCUGUGCAGUGUGCCGUUAGCUAUUUAUUAUUUCUACCUGAGGACGAAGUCAUGACUAAGAACAUGGAGUUUUAUGAGACACAGACUGGUAUUAAUGUAGACAGUUAUCAACCAAGAGAUGACGCCAAACUCUACCACAGUAGAGUCACAGUGGAAGACUCAUUGAAAAAGUUUGCUGAUAGCUUUAUGACAUUGCCCAGUAAUGUUGUUGCUGAUACACCUGUGGAAGAGUUCAGUGAGAAAAAAAAAGGUGAUAUAGAUGAUAUUGAUGCGAAUAAUAUAGAAGACGAUGUGGAGGGCGAAGAUGUGAUUAUUGAAACCAGCAAAGCCAAAUAUUUCGGAGAGAUUCAAAAUGAUGAUGAUGAUGAUGUGCGAUCAAAUAUGGAUAACGUUACCAUAGUAAUGACAGAAAAAGAAUUGAACGGUACACUAAGGAUGGUAGCCGAUUUGUUUGCGUCACAGAUGCAGUGUGAUCAGUUAAUAGAACUGGCCUUGGCUGGUGCAGUAGAGGGUGAUGGUUAUAGUGGUAAAGCUAAACCCCAUACAACAUUUGAAACAUUUUCUGGCUUAACGGUAUUGAAUGCAGCAGAG
Saccoglossus kowalevskii is the source of this 1209-nucleotide messenger RNA. Its product is annotated as leprecan-like protein. Gene Ontology annotation, biological process: collagen metabolic process. Gene Ontology annotation, molecular function: L-ascorbic acid binding; protein binding; iron ion binding. Lineage: Eukaryota; Metazoa; Hemichordata; Enteropneusta; Harrimaniidae. The record is from RefSeq and is marked provisional. Gene Ontology annotation, cellular component: endoplasmic reticulum.